Messenger RNA from Prunus armeniaca (apricot), 195 nucleotides. Lineage: Eukaryota; Viridiplantae; Streptophyta; Magnoliopsida; Rosales; Rosaceae. The record is from the annotation of a GenBank genome assembly.
AUGUCUUCGUCUUCAUCUCCCGCUCAAACAAAGAGGUGUCAGUAUUGUGGAGCUGCAAUGGUGCUUCGGGGAGCCACCAGUUGCAAUGGAUUCGAAUGGGUUGAUGUAACCUCCGCUGAAGCAGAUCAGCAAGCUGACACGUAUGAUGCUACAGUGCUUAAUAUGCUGAAGUCCAUUAAGGACUUGGUGGAUUAG